Molecule: messenger RNA, 401 nt
Organism: Eurypyga helias (sunbittern)
Lineage: Eukaryota; Metazoa; Chordata; Aves; Eurypygiformes; Eurypygidae
Product: syntaxin-1A
Exons: 4
Biological process (GO): intracellular protein transport; synaptic vesicle fusion to presynaptic active zone membrane; exocytosis
Cellular component (GO): presynaptic active zone membrane; synaptic vesicle; plasma membrane
Molecular function (GO): SNAP receptor activity; SNARE binding
Source: RefSeq, a predicted model, not a curated record
CUGGCAGGACUACCACCAGUGAGGAGCUGGAGGACAUGCUGGAGAGCGGCAACCCGGCCAUCUUCUCCUCCGGGAUCAUUAUGGAUUCAAACAUCACCAAGCAAGCACUGAAUGAGAUUGAGACACGGCACAGUGAGAUCAUCAAACUGGAGAACAGCAUCCGAGAGCUGCAUGACAUGUUCAUGGACAUGGCCAUGCUAGUGGAGAGCCAGGGUGAGAUGAUCGACCGCAUAGAGUACAAUGUGGAACACUCAGUGGACUAUGUGGAGCGGGCUGUGUCUGACACCAAAAAAGCAGUGAAGUACCAGAGCAAAGCCAGACGGAAGAAGAUCAUGAUCAUAAUCUGCUGCGUGAUCCUGGGUAUCGUCAUUGCCUCCACCUUUGGCGGCAUUUUCGGCUAG